Molecule: messenger RNA, 3372 nt
Organism: Medicago truncatula (barrel medic)
Lineage: Eukaryota; Viridiplantae; Streptophyta; Magnoliopsida; Fabales; Fabaceae
Product: phytochrome E
Exons: 4
Coding region: 1-3369 (1122 amino acids)
Biological process (GO): protein-tetrapyrrole linkage; detection of visible light; red, far-red light phototransduction
Molecular function (GO): protein homodimerization activity; photoreceptor activity; phosphorelay sensor kinase activity
Source: RefSeq, a predicted model, not a curated record
AUGAGUUUUGGAAGCAAAGAGAAAUUGAAAGGCGUAAGCUUGAGUUCAUCGGCUGAAAGCAAGAUGAACACCAACAAAGAGACGGAGAAGACACUUGCUCAAUAUGGUGUAGAUGCCGAGCUUCUUGCAGAGUUUGAGCAAUCUAGAGUUUAUGGCAAAUCAUUUGAAUACUCAAAGACUAUUCUUGAUCCUCCCAGGUUAGUUUCUGAGGAGAAAAUGAUUACAUAUUUGUCUAGAAUCCAAAGGGGUGGCUUUAUCCAACCCUUUGGUUGUCUGGUAGUAAUUGAAGAAUCCACAUUUAGAAUCAUAGGUUACAGUGAAAAUUGCUUUCAAUUGUUAGGUGAUAUUGGUUCAGAACAUUUUAUGGGUCUAAUUGGUGUUGAUGCCACAACACUGUUUACUCCCCCUUCAGGGUCUUCCCUAGUAAAAGCUGUGGCUUCUAGGGAAAUUUCACGUUUGAACCCUAUUUGGGUCCGUGCAAGGACUACAGAGAAGCCAUUUUAUGCCAUACUGCAUAGGAUUGAUGUUGGGGUUUUGAUUGAUUUGGAGCCUGCAAGGUCUAGUGGUCCUGCCUUGUCACUCUCGGGGUCAUUUCAAUCACAGAAGAUGGCUGUUAGUGCAAUUUCGAGGCUGCAAUCUUGUCGUCGGGAAGACAUUAGUUUGUUGUGUGAUACUGUUGUUGAGGAAGUUCAAAAGCUUACUGGAUAUGAAAGGGUUAUGAUUUAUAAGUUUCAUGAGGAUGAUCACGGUGAGGUUGUAUCUGAGACCAGGAGGUCUGAUUUAGAGUCUUAUUUGGGGUUGCAUUACCCUUCCAUAGAUAUCCCUCAAGCUGCUCGGUUUUUGUUCAAACAAAAUCGAGUCAGGUUGAUUUAUGAUUGCCAUGCAAAGCCGGUUAAGGUCAUUCAGAGUCGUGAACUAAAAAAACCUCUUUGCUUGGUCAACUCAACCCUUAGGUCACCACAUGACUGUCACAAACAGUACAUGGCUAACAUGGGCUCAAUUGCCUCUCUUGUGAUGGCGGUUGUAAUCAAUGAAAAGGAUACAACCAGGCUUUGGGGUUUACUAGUUUGUCAUCACACUUCACCACACCAUGUGUCUUUCCCGGUUCGCCAUGCUUGUGAGUUUGUAAUGCACACUUUUGGAAUGCAGCUUUACAUGGAGAUUCAACUGGCCUCACAAAUGGAAGAGAAGCGAAUUCUUAAAACACAAACCAUGCUGUGUGACAUGCUCCUACGCGAUGCACCAUUUGGUAUUGUGACUCAAUCCCCAAGUAUCAUGGAUCUUGUGAAGUGUGAUGGGGCUGCCUUGUAUUAUGAUGAAAACUGUUGGUUGUUAGGCAUAACCCCAACUAAAUUACAGGUGAAAGACAUAGCAGAAUGGUUACUUAGUAAUUAUAGCGACUCAACAGGUUUGACCACUGAAAGUUUGGUCGACGCUGGUUAUCCAGGUGCUACUUUGUUGGGGGAUGCAGUUUGUGGCAUGGCCUCGGCACGAAUCAACCAAAGGCAUAUCUUGUUCUGGUUCAGGUCUCACACUGCUAAGGAAAUACAAUGGGGAGGAGCCAAGCACCAUCCAACUGAUAAGGAUGAUGGAGGAAAAAUGAACCCAAGAACAUCGUUUAAGGCUUUUCUUGAAGUACUUAAAAGUAAAAGUUUGCCUUGGGAAAUAUCAGAAAUCAACGCAAUUCACUCAUUGCAACUAAUCAUGCAAGAUUUAUUCCAAGACACAGACAAUACUUGUCCAAAGACUCUAAAAGAUUUUGAGAAAAGUGACGCUCUAAUCGGAGGGUCGCAUGAAAUCAGUUCAAUAGCACUUGAAAUGGUGAGAUUAAUUGAAACAGCAGCAGUCCCAAUAUUUGGGGUUGAUUCAGACGGCCUGAUCAACGGAUGGAAUGUUAAAAUUGCUGAAUUGACAGGUCUGCCGACCAGUGAAGCUAUGGGAAAAUCCCUAGAAAAUGAAGUUGUGCAUGUGGACUCACGAGAAACUCUGACAAAUAUUCUGAGAAGAGCUUUGCAAGGUCAAGAUAACAAAAAUGUUGAGUUGAAAAUAAACCGUUUUGUGCUUCAUCAAGAAAAGGAAGUUGUAUAUCUCAUGAUCAGUUCUUGCAUAAGUAGAGACUACACAAAUGCUAUUGUUGGGGUAGGCUUUGUAGGUCAAGACAUCACUUUUGAAAAAGUGAUUGUAAAGAAAUUCAUCAAGUUGGAAGGCGAUUACAAAGCUAUCAUGCAUAGUCUUAAUCCGCUGAUUCCACCAAUAUUCGCUUCUGAUGAGAAUGCUUGCUGCUCUGAAUGGAAUGUAGCCAUGGAAAGGGUAACCGGAUGGAAAAAAGACGAGGUCAUAGGGAAAAUGCUUCUUGGUGAAAUUUUUGGAAGUUUUUGUCGAUUGAAAGGUCAAGAUGCACUAACCGAUUUUAUGAUUUUAUUGUAUCACGGAAUAAGUGGCCAAGAUUCUGAGAAGUCGCCAUUCGGAUUUUAUGAUAGAAAUGGAAAGUUUAUAGAGACUUAUAUAACAACAAACAAAAGGACAGAUGCAAGUGAAGAUAUAAUCGGUUGUUUCUGCUUCUUGCAUGUUGUGACAGAAGAUUUGAAUCAACCCUUUCAAGGACACAGGUCUAAAUGCAGACAAAGGAUCUCGAAGUCUAAGGAGUUAGCUUAUAUACUUCAAGAGAUGAAGAAUCCUUUAAAUGGUAUCCGAUUCACACACAAACUUUUGGAAAAUACAGGCAUCUCCGAAAACCAGAAACAACUUCUUGACACUAGCGAAGCUUGUGAAAGACAAAUAAUGGCGAUUAUUGAGGAUAUAGAUUUAGGAAGUAUUAACGAAGGCACUUGGAAGCUAAACAUGAAAGAAUUUCUUCUGGGAAAUAUUUUAGAUGCCGUUGUUAGUCAAGUCAUGAUGCUGAUAAAAGGAAAGGAUUUACAGAUGUUUCACGAAAUAUCCGACAAAAUCCAAACACUUUCUCUUUACGGCGAUCAAAUUAGACUUCAGAUGGUCUUGUCUGACAUUUUGCACAAUAUAGUUAGCCAUACACCGUCUCCAAACGGCUGGAUAGAAAUGAAGAUUACACCUGGUUUAAAAAUAAUACAAGAUGGGAAUGAGUUUAUCCAUUUAAAGUUCAGAAUGACACAUUCUGGUCAAGGACUUCCUUCUUCCAUUCUACACGAUAUGUUUUACGGCGAGAAUCAAUGGACUACACAGGAAGGUCUAGGGCUAUUUAUGUCAAGGAAAAUCCUUAGUAGGAUGAAUGGUGAUGUCCACUAUGUAAGAGAACAAAAUAAGUGCUAUUUCCUCAUUGACCUUGAACUAAGAACAAGAAAAGAAAGACAAAGGAAUUUGAAAACAGAGACAAGCAUGAUAAGAAGUUUGUAAUCU